AUGGUUGGCUCUGUCGGUACAAACCCACACGAUCUAUCGGAAUUCCGUGCCAAUCUAGGUCUGGCCGAUCCAGCCCCAAAUUCAUUGCUGGACAUACACUUGAAUACCGAUCUGGCCUCGCUCGAUCCACACCCGACCUUCCUAAAUCAGUGGUCCUCCGCCUCCCAGGACUUUUACUACUCAGGCUACCCCGCCUCUAGACUGUCCGCACACCAGGAUGCCUGGACGCCAUUGCUAGCAGCUGGCGUUCCAUCUUCUUCGGCCGUCCACAUGCACAGGCCGGAUGCUGACUGUGCUUUUCCAAAACCCCACUAUAGAACCCCGUCCGAGGCGGGGAGUCAAUAUAUGGGUAGCUUGCACUCUGGAGAUUCAGGCUAUGCCAGUAACAAUGGGGCCGCCUGUUCGGUCGUAGGCCCUACAUAUAUGGAUUCCUUGUCGAGUCCACAGCUUAGUGCCGAGGACCAGGCCUUUGCGGAGCCCAUGUCAUUCUUUGAUCAGUCUCGUAUGUCUCAAGGAUCUGCUUUUGCACAGGACUUUGGCGACUCUCUGUUGGACGCUUCGGUCAAGUGUGAUCAUCCCGCUUGUUCUUGGGUUGGAAAGUGUCCUUCGGAUAAGAGAAAACACGAGGCCCGUCAUCGGAAGUCGUUCAAAUGUGAUGAGCCCAAUUGCCCUCGAAAGGAGGGGUUUGGAACCAUUAAUGACCUUGCUCGUCAUAAAAAAUGUGUUCACCAAAAGGAACCGGAACGAGGACCGAAGAUGGUCUAUCUUUGUCAUGGGAAGAAUUGUCCUCGUCCCAACAAGAAAUGGCCCCGCUUGGACAACUUCAAGCAGCACCUGAGCCGGAUGCAUGCUGGGGAGGAUGGGGACAGUCUGCUGCGAAAAUCUAUGGAGUGGCAUGAGAGCACUACUGGUCGUCGACCAGAGUACAAGCUCGAGGAUACUGGCUCAGUAGAACCAAUGAUGGAUAUUCAAGACCACAUGUCCACAAUCUCCGGAGAUGUGGACAUGGAUUCGGACGAGUCCAUCCACCACGUUCAAGAUAAUGUCGGCUAUCUCUCAUCACGCUCAGAAACUCCCAGAGCAGCCUCCACCAACCCACCAUCUGAAAUCUGUCUUUCGGAUUCCCAGUCUCAAUUUCAAAACCUGGGAUCUAUGAGCCUCAAUACAUCCCCUACACAAGAAAGAAUCGACCCCAGCAUGGGUCACGCACUCACCAGCUCCGAGCCAUUCGUUACAGACGCUGCCGAUAAUCUGAUUAACGCCAUGACCAAAAUGAUGAACCACCGCAUCCCAAAGAAUCAAAAUAAUGACGAAGGAAUUGAGGUGGAAACGGAUUCUGCCCUCUCCCAACCCCAGCGCCAGAUGCUACAAAAGGUGCUCUCAGUAGCCCUAGAAAGGCUUUCAGACGACGCUCCAGCAGCACAAGACGCCACAGACGAUAAACAAGACUGGUUUCAGUGCGAUACCUGCUCAAAGCGGACCAGACUGCGCUGCGAGAUGAAGAAACAUCAGAAACGUCACGAACGACCAUAUGGUUGCACAUUCCCCCAGUGCGCCAAAACCUUUGGCAGCAAGGCCGACUGGAAACGCCACGAGACCUCACAACAUCUCCACCUCCCGAGCUGGCUCUGUGCCUUCCAUGAUCUAGCCAAGGGUGAAUCAUGUGGACGCAUCUUCUACCGCGAAGAAACAUAUACCCAACACCUGAUCCAACAACACCGGAUCCCCAAGCCUCGUUUAAAGUCAUCCCUCUCCUCAACACGCCUUGAUCUGGCCGACCAAUCCCACUUCUGGUGCGGACUUUGCACCCGCGCUAUCCCGCUGCAGAGCAACGGGGCCGCAGCUUUGGAUGAACGCUUCAAUCACAUUGAUACCGAGCAUUUCAAAAAGGGCGAGCGGGGCCACGAUUGGUCCUUUCUCGAGCUGAGGGAACCUGCUGUCCUGCCUGGUGCCGGACCUCAUGCUACGAGUGCGAGCCCAGAGUCACUCAAUCAACGCAAGCGCAAGUACACUGGUGUACAUUCGCGUUCGGAUAGAUCAGAUUGA
Molecule: messenger RNA, 2046 nt
Organism: Penicillium verhagenii
Lineage: Eukaryota; Fungi; Ascomycota; Eurotiomycetes; Eurotiales; Aspergillaceae
Product: putative C2H2 finger domain protein
Exons: 4
Coding region: 1-2046 (681 amino acids)
Biological process (GO): regulation of transcription by RNA polymerase II
Cellular component (GO): nucleus
Source: RefSeq, a predicted model, not a curated record